Guillardia theta CCMP2712 is the source of this 939-nucleotide messenger RNA. RefSeq lists its product as hypothetical. The record is from RefSeq and is a predicted model, not a curated record. Gene Ontology annotation, molecular function: ribonuclease III activity. Gene Ontology annotation, biological process: RNA processing. The transcript has 14 exons. Bases 4 to 939 code for a protein of 311 amino acids. Lineage: Eukaryota; Cryptophyceae; Pyrenomonadales; Geminigeraceae.
AUCAUGCCUGUCUGCAGGAGCAUGGCAAGCUUCCCUUCGAUUGCACAAUGGCCUGACCAUGAGUUCAAGUGGCCGUCAAUUGUCUCUUGCGAGAUGUUGCAGCAAGAGAUUGCAAGGCAGAGGAAACGAUGCAUGGAAGGGAAGCGCAAUGGGGUCGAAAAUACCUUUGACAGCUGGUGUCUGAAGGACAAUGCAUUGGACAAUUUGGAGACAGCGUUGAGAAUAUGUCCCCUUCCCAAGGAUUACAUGCAAAAUUUGAUGAGUGUAGAGAAAAGGAUCUUUAAAAAUUCGGACAUUACCAUCGAUCGCAAAUUGCUGCUUUUGAUUGCAUUCAUGCACGUUUCAUGGUUGAAAAGGGGAACUGGUCGUGUUCGCAAACUGCGAGACAUUGAUAGUGUCCGUGUUGAUCGAGAGCGGAUCUCAGAUGCAUUGUUCAUGGAUUCUCCCCUCAUACACCAAGGAAACGGAGGCCUUGAAUUCUUGGGAGAUGCGAUCCUAAAGAUGUCAAUCAGCUACGGCAUAAUGAAAGAGUCACCAGAAGGGAAGCUGAAAGACACUAGUAUUCGUCGUAGUAUGCUCGAGAACAACGAGGCUGCCCGCUGGAACAAAGCUUUGUAUCAGUUUUCAGCCAAUUGUGCUGAAGCUCUUGUCGCGGUUGUGGCAUUAGAUUCUCCAAGUUGGAAAGAGAAGCAUGGAAAGGACUGGGAUCCAAUCUCAGAGCUGCAGAAAGUGAUGCAGAAGAGAUUCCAGGAGGAGCCUGAGUAUAAAGUGCUCAAGGAGAUCUCCCAAAACAAUAACACUGCUGACAUGCAGUUCGUGGUCGGAGUCUUCAUGUCAGGAGGAAAUUUGUUGGGAGUGGGGCAAGCAAGGAGCAAAGCUGCUGCGAGGCGACAAGCUGCAUCCACUGCCCUGAGCAAAAUGACGACCAACGGGAGUUGA